Molecule: messenger RNA, 801 nt
Organism: Paramacrobiotus metropolitanus
Lineage: Eukaryota; Metazoa; Tardigrada; Eutardigrada; Parachela; Macrobiotidae
Exons: 4
Coding region: 126-605 (159 amino acids)
Source: RefSeq, a predicted model, not a curated record
ACUCGCCAAGCUGUGGUGUUUAUACCAAGGUACUGCAGACCGACUGUUUCAUGUUCUAAAAGACGUUUUUACAACCACAUCACCGCUACGAAGAUUUAGCUACAGCGUAAUCCGUUACCAAAAAUAUGUCUUCCUCCUUGUGCAUAUUCGUAACCGUUUGGCUUUGCGCCGCUAUCAUGACCACAUUUUCGGCUCCCUUAGUUGAUUCGGGUGCAACAGUUGUCAGCGAACCGGAUGUUAGUGAAACGACGACACCAAAUACCGAUGUCGAUGACAGCGAAUAUGAUGACACUGAUUUCGCCCAAUCACAACCGGCGGAAAAUCCCAAUGAUUCUUACGCAUCAUCCAAACAAUCCACGAAUGACAUACAGACCCAGUUUAAUGCUAAAAAAUUCGCUGAAAAAUGGAACCUACAAAAUCCGAAUGUGAAAUCCAGUACGGACGAUUCUGAAAAACAGAAAACGCUAUCGAUGAGAAGCAGUCAACCUUCUCAACAGUAUCAACUUGGUGAACCUGAAUACAUUCCGGAUUUGCCAGUUUUUGAUCGAACUAUCCUUCUGAGAUUAAGGGAACAAAAACUUGCGGCUCAGAAUGCAAGAUCAUGAUACGCUUCGAUUCUCUGCCGUACUGUACAUAGUUCCUGCCCAUAAAAUGUGAUUUAGAUUCUAUUGUUGCCAUUACUCUCUCUGCAUGUAAAUAUGUCAACAACUGUUUUUUGUAAUUGCGUUGCUUUGUCAACUUUAAUUUUGCGUCCUGGCCAACCUGCAUCAGGUCAUACGAUUAAAAAGCAAUAUCCUUGAA